Messenger RNA from Mesocricetus auratus (golden hamster), 4057 nucleotides. RefSeq names its product UDP-GlcNAc:betaGal beta-1,3-N-acetylglucosaminyltransferase 8 (gene B3gnt8). Gene Ontology annotation, cellular component: membrane. The transcript has 2 exons. The record is from RefSeq and is a predicted model, not a curated record. Lineage: Eukaryota; Metazoa; Chordata; Mammalia; Rodentia; Cricetidae. Bases 2752 to 3921 code for a protein of 389 amino acids. Gene Ontology annotation, molecular function: protein N-acetylglucosaminyltransferase activity.
AAAAAACAAAAAAAACGGAAUGCCAGAGGCCCCGGCAUGCUGGAUCCUAGAGGACCUUUGGUGGCUGCCGUGCGACAGCCAUGGCUGCUGGGGUUUUGAGGAGCACCCUGGAGUGCUCGGUGUGUGUGUGUGUGUGUGAUACCAGUCUGAGAACUUCAGAGCUCCCUGACAGCCCCAGAAGUUCAUUCUUGGAAUGGGGUUGGACUCCAGUCUUCAGGACUUGAUCCCUGCCCCCAGCAGAACCAUCCGGUGAUGACCUCACCUGGGCUCUAAUUCAUUUAUGUGCAUGGAAAUAAGUGCACCAUGUGCGCAGUGCCCAUAAUAGCCAGAGGUGGCUGGAUCCCCUGGAACCGGAGUUACAGGCAGUUGUGAGCUCCCGUGUGGGUGCUGGGAAUCAAACCCAGGUCCUCUGGAAGGGCAGCCAGUGCUCUUAACCGCCUAGCCAUCCCUCCAGCCCCUUGCGUCCAUUAUUCUCCAGAAAGCACUCAGGAAGCAGAAGGCAGCAAAUCCAUCUACAUAGCAAGUUCUAGGCCUGCCAGAGCUACAGUGCGAGACCCUACCUCAAAACGCAUUAAUAAAGAGACUCAAGUGUCCUCCACGGCUAACAAACCCGUAAACCCAGGAUCAAAUCCACUUGCUCCAGAGGGAAGAGCCGUCUACUGUGCCCCUGCUGAUGAGAACAAGACACCAGCUGGUGUAAUAUCGCUCAGGUGGCAUGCACAAGGCCCUAGGUUCAACACUCAGUACUCCCCCAAAACCAGCAUCCCUGCGCUGAGGACGCUGAAGCCAGAGGAUCACAAGGAAUCCAACAAUCCAAAGGGAGGGGCGGGCAGGUGGCUGAGCGGUUAAGAGCAGUGACUGCUCUUGCUGAGGGCCUAUGUUUGACUCCUGGCAGCCCAACGGCAGUCCACAGCGUCUAACUCCAGUUCAGGGGGAGCUGAUGCCCUCUUCAGGCCUCCACACGCACCAGGCACGCAACUGAUGCGCAGAUACACAUGCAGACAAAAUACCCGUCUACGGAAGAAAAGAAUUUGCAAUGUGUAUGGGUAGAGCUCAGGGAGGGUGUAGAGUGUGUGCUGAGGACAUUUGGGCCAGAUCCACUGAGCAGGUGUGCUUUUAGAUCUAAUGGUUCCCUGUGCCACACAGGUGGCCUGGCUGGCGGGCUGGAACAUGAACCCGACAGUACCCUACAGCUAAUGAAGCCGAUAAGCUAGCAAUGCUUGGCAUGAGAGCGGAUGGUGGAAAUGCCCCAAACUAUGGUCCCCAAGAGUAAUCUGCCUCAGACCCUGAGUCUCUCGGUCCCGUGUUCUUGUUAAUAGGCUUUCUACUGAGUCCUCCUGGUUCGAGCAUCUGUGUGGCUUCUCCCGGUUGGACCACAGCUGCACUCAGCAACCAGCACUGUUUGCUUCCCGGGAGACUGCAGGCCCCAGGAGGAUGCCAGUCACAGAGCCUCAGUGCCCUGAAGGGAGAUGAGCCAGGAGAGCUCAGAGGCCUUAACGGGCCUCUCCCACGGGCCCUGGUGUGGGGUGGGCUUGGCCCUGUCUGGCCCUGGGCUCUUGCCCACUGUGGCUCUCACUCCAUUAACAGUAACCAUUUCCUCCCUACUCUCUUCCUCCCUCUGUUCCCACAGGCUCCAUUAUUCAAACUUGGAGGGAGGAAAUCAGGGCUGCACAGAUAACAGACUCGGCGCUGGUACAUUGGGUUCUGCUCCAUCUGACAGUCCUCCAAACCAGGUAGGGUGCAAGGGGUCAACCCGGGCUUGGUGGGCGACGAGCCGGCUUCCUCCCAGCUUAGGUCCCUGGAGAUCUGGGAAGGCCCCACCUGCCGGUCUCCCCAGACUGCUGGCACAGCCUCAACUGCAGAGGCCCUAGGGCAGGGAUGUAAACAGGCAGAAACCCUCCAGCCCCUGGGGUGCAGCAGCGUAAAGCCCAGAGCAUCAGAGUGGGGCGCCUCCCAUCUGGAUGGAGAUGCUAGGCUGGUCGAGGCUCAUGCUCAAGUUGGAGGAGGUGCAGACCCUAGCUCCCGGGCUCUCAAGGCGGUGGUUAUCACCUCUUACUGCUCUCCUAGCUAACCCCCUCUCUCUGGUCCUCCCUUUCUUCUCUGGGUCCUCCCGGGCUCCUCUGACUCCUCUCUGGUUAGUUAGGCUCUGUUCUGAAACGGCCACCUGUGCGUCUUUCUCCUGCCUCACCCCUUUCUCUUCUAGUUGCCCGCUAAGGUCUCCCCGGGUUUCUCUACUCGAUGUCCCUCCACCCCCUCGCAGCCCCUGCAAACAUGCCCUCCACCCCCCACACCCCGCUCGCAGCAACGCCUCCUGGCAGUGGCCUCGAACCAGGCCCUUGGUCUCCCUUCUCUUUCCCCUUUGGAACCCAGACUGGAUCGUUCAUGUCAGCUGGCCUCGGCAUCCCCUUCCCUAGACUUCUCCCCCAGGCUCUCGCAGAGUCAGGGUCCGCGGCUUCGGCCAUCCCUGCACCUUUCCCCAUGGCUCACCAGAAAACCAGCCCUAACUCGCCAGGGCGCGUCUCCCCGUCUGCCUCCCCUUCCCGGCCCCGCCCCGGCUCCUCCCGGCCCCAGGGGCCCUCCCGCCUCCUCCCCUCCCGCCCGCCCCUCCAGACUCCAGCACGGGCUGGGCGGGCAGCCUGAGGACGCGCCGGGGCGAGCUGAGAGUCCAGCAGGGCUUGACCCGAAGACCCCCCAGAGCUGGCGGAAGCCGAACCCAGAGCCCCAGCGGCGGCCCUUUCCCUGGGCCGGGUCAUGCGUUGCCGCAAGUGCCAGCUCUGCCUGUUAGCACUGCUCACCCUCCUGGGCCUCAAAGUGUACAUCGAGUGGACAUCCGAGUCCCGGCUUAACAAGGCGGAACCCCGGGGCACCCUGCUCCGUUCCACGACACCCAAUGCUGAGCCCACCCUGCCCAUCAACCUCUCAGCACGCCUGGGUCAGACUGACCCACUGCCCUUUGCUUACUGGAACCAGCAGCAGCGCAACCUGGGAGUCCUGCCCAGUACAGACUGCCGGACGUGGGGGACUGUCGCUGCCUCCGAGAUCUUGGACUUCUUGUUGUACCCCCAGGACCUCCAGCGCUUCUUGCUGUCCGCAGCCUGUAGGAGCUUCCCGCUGUGGCUGCCCGCAGGCAGGGGCAGCCCAGUGGCCAGCUGUUCGGAUAAGGAUGUCCCCUACUUGCUCCUGGCUGUCAAGUCUGAGCCAGGACACUUUGCAGCGCGGCAGGCCGUCAGGGAGACCUGGGGCAGCACAGUCGCUGGGACCCGGUUGCUCUUCUUGCUGGGGUCACCGCUAGGACUGGGGGGACCUGACCUGAGGUCACUCGUGACAUGGGAGAGCCAGCACUACGGCGACCUGCUGCUCUGGGACUUCUUGGAUGUCCCCUACAACCGCACACUCAAAGACCUGCUGCUGCUGACCUGGCUGACCCAGCACUGCCCCGACGUCAAUUUCGUCCUGCAGGUUCAGGACGACGCCUUUGUGCAUGUCCCCGCCCUGCUGGGGCACCUGCAGACCCUGCCACCCACCUGGGCCCGCAGCCUCUACUUGGGUGAGGUCUUCACCCAGGCCAAGCCACUCCGCAAGCCUGGAGAACCCUUCUAUGUGCCCAUGACCUUCUUUGCAGGAGACUACCCCGCCUACGCCAGCGGAGGUGGCUAUGUCAUCUCAGGACGCCUGGCCCCCUGGCUGCUGCAGGCGGCAGCCCGUGUGGCACCCUUCCCCUUUGAUGAUGUCUACACUGGCUUCUGCUUCCGUGCUCUGGGCUUGGUGCCCCGUGCCCAUCCAGGGUUCCUCACAGCCUGGCCAGCAGACCGCACCAGGGACCCCUGCGCAAUACGAGGCCUGCUGCUGGUCCAUCCAGUCAGCCCCCAGGACACCAUCAGGCUCUGGAAACACCUGUGGGGCCCAGAGCUCCAGUGCUGAGCCUCAGACACAAGCUAGGGUGGGGUGGGGAUAUUGAGCCGGCCCGAGCCCCUCCUGAAUCCUGCCUUGUCGAGGCUAGACAGGGCGGCAGACUGUGCUCCCCUACUUGCUAAUUCUGAAAACUAUGUCCACCCUA